AUGACAUCUAUCGACCCUCGCUAUGAACAACUGUUCCUAGAAAUAGAAUCCAGGUUCAGAUCCACCAGCCUCCCCGCAGACAAAUGGUACAUUCUCGCAAUCGCAACCAUCGUCGCCAGCUCCGACCCCGAGCGCGCAGACCAGCUCUACCUCCACCUCAUCAACCAGCCAGGCCAUGAGUCCGCAAGCGCCCGACAAGCCCUCGUCAAGCGUCUACGAGAAGCCCUCUUCAAAUCCGUCAUCAUCGUCGGCGUUUGCAAGCCCAUCGAAGCCAUCCUAGCCAUCGGCAAGGUCGAGCGCGACGAAGACAAAGAGUACACCUGCACGCGGGAGAACUGGCAAUGCGACGCAGCCAACCACGAGCGCGGGAUGGACUGGUUCGGCAAGCUGUACGCGCGCAACGCGUCCAACACGCUGGACCUGUUCGAUGGGCACAAGGACUUCGCCUGGUUAUCGAGGGAGAUCACCUACGGGCUGUUUCUGUCUGAUCGGCAGGUUCUGGAUGAUGUGGAUACGCAGAUGGUUGUGUUGCCGGCGAUCAUGAGCCAGAAUCUCAGGACCGAGACGCAUUGGCAUAUUCGGGGCACAAGGCGGUUGGGGCUGUCCAGGGAGGAGGUGCAGGUUGUUUGGGAUUGUGUGCAGCUGGUGGCGCGGUUCUUUGGCGUAACUUUGGACAAGGUUCCUACUGUUGAGGAAGUGGAAGCUGACGUAUGA
Messenger RNA from Aspergillus fischeri NRRL 181, 714 nucleotides. RefSeq lists its product as uncharacterized. Bases 1 to 714 code for a protein of 237 amino acids. The transcript has a single exon. NCBI's taxonomy places the organism in Eukaryota, Fungi, Ascomycota, Eurotiomycetes, Eurotiales, Aspergillaceae. The record is from RefSeq and is a predicted model, not a curated record.